Molecule: messenger RNA, 1492 nt
Organism: Fragaria vesca subsp. vesca
Lineage: Eukaryota; Viridiplantae; Streptophyta; Magnoliopsida; Rosales; Rosaceae
Exons: 6
Coding region: 101-1492 (463 amino acids)
Biological process (GO): photosynthetic electron transport in photosystem I
Cellular component (GO): NAD(P)H dehydrogenase complex (plastoquinone); chloroplast
Molecular function (GO): glycosyltransferase activity
Source: RefSeq, a predicted model, not a curated record
ACACAAUCAAAUGCAAACGUUAAUAUACAUGUCUUGUAACCCCAAUAACAAGAAAACAACCACGCUAGAAUUACAGAACAGAAUUAAGCUUCCAUAAUUCAUGGCUACAACUUCUCUGCUUCCCAAAUCCCUCUCACCAUUUCUCACAAACACACCAUCAUUCAGCUCAACUCACUUCACCAAGCUCUCAUUCUUGAACCCACAAGAUCACCCCCAUUGCUCCAAAAGACCAAACCUACACACUACACAUGCCAAGAAGAGGAACCCCUGGCUUGAUCCCUUUGAUGAUGGAGAAGACCCUGACAUGGAAUACGGCUCCCUUUUUGUCGAUGGGAAGCAAGACGAGGAUGAAAGACUGCCCGAAAACCCCGAUAACCCGUAUGGGUUCUUGAAGUUCCCAAUGGGGUACAGUGUGGAAGUUGCUUCACUGGCAUUGAAAGUGAGGGGUGAUGUGAGGAGGUGUUGCUGUGUGGUUUCUGGUGGUGUGUAUGAAAAUUUGCUCUUCUUUCCAGUUGUUCAGCUCCUUAAGGAUCGGUACCCGGGUGUUCUGGUUGAUAUUGUGGCUUCUGCUAGAGGGAAGCAAGCUUAUGAGCUGAAUAAGAAUGUGAGAUGGGCUGAUGUCUAUGACCCUGAUGAGCAUUUUCCUGAACCAGCUGACUAUACUGACAUGGUUGGACUUCUUAAGGGUAGGUACUAUGACAUGGUUUUAUCCACAAAGCUAGCUGGGAUUGGCCAUGCUACAUUCUUGUACAUGACAACAGCCCGGGACAGAGUCAGCUAUAUUUAUCCAAAUGUAAACGCUGCAGGAGCUGGAUUGUUUCUAUCUGAAACAUUUACACCAAAUAGUACGAAUCUCUCCGAUGGUGGAUAUAACAUGUAUUACCAGAUGGUUGAUUGGUUGGCCCGGCCAUCCAAGACUGUGCCACAGCAACCUGUGCCCCCACUUAAAGUAUCAAUCUCAAAGAAGCUAAAGCAGGUUGUAGAGUCAAAAUAUAAGAAUGCUGGAGUUACAAGAGGAAAAUAUAUUGUGAUUCAUGGGUUAGAAUCAGAUUCGAAAGCCUCAAUGCAGUCUAAGGGGGAUACCGAUAGCUUGCUACCCAUCCAAGUGUGGGAUGCAAUAGCCAGUGGUUUAAGGGAAUUCAGGCCACUUUUUGUAAUCCCACAUGAGAAAGAAAGGGAAAAUGUGGAAGAAGUAAUUGGAGAUGAUACCAGCAUUGUGUUCAUAACAACCCCUGGACAGCUUGCUGCUCUAAUCAAUGACUCAGCCGGUGUAAUAGCUACAAACACUGCAGCUAUCCAACUUGCAAAUGCUCGUGAUAAACCCUGCAUCGCUUUAUUCGGCUCCCAAGAAAAAGGAAAGCUCUUUGUCCCUAAUGCAGAACAGAAGAACUGUGUUAUUGUAUCAUCCAAGACUGGAAGACUAAAGGAUAUUGACAUUGAAGCUGUAAAAAAUGCAAUUCCAUUAUUCAACAUGUCCCUUGCUUUAGUCUAA